This is a messenger RNA of Hydatigera taeniaeformis, 2887 nucleotides long. Lineage: Eukaryota; Metazoa; Platyhelminthes; Cestoda; Cyclophyllidea; Taeniidae. The record is from the annotation of a GenBank genome assembly.
GAAAAUGAGUGGAAAUCGUGGGAUGCAAAUGCUCAUCCCUCUUGUAAAUAAGUUACAAGAUGCGUUCUCUUCUCUGAGUGUGCCGUUAAAUUUGGAUCUUCCACAAAUUGCAGUUGUUGGCUCUCAGAGUGCUGGCAAAAGUUCUGUGUUGGAAAAUUUUGUUGGAAGAGAUUUUCUUCCUCGUGGUUCUGGUAUCGUUACAAGACGCCCACUUAUUCUGCAACUCAUUAAUAGCAACACAGAGUACGCUGAGUUUCUACAUUUAAAGAACAAGCGCUUUACUAAUUUCGAGGAUGUUCGAAAGGAGAUUGAAGCAGAAACAGAUCGUGUAACUGGAAAAAACAAAGGCAUCUCCAACAUUCCUAUAAAUCUUCGCAUCUAUUCGCCUCAAGUUCUUAAUCUCACCUUAAUUGAUUUGCCUGGUCUAACGAAAGUUCCGGUUGGGGAUCAGCCUCAGGACAUCGAGCACCAGAUCCGAUCCAUGGUUCUUGAGUUUAUAGAGCCAGAAAACACACUAAUCCUGGCUGUUUCACCUGCUAAUACAGAUCUAGCUAAUUCUGAUGCAUUAAAAAUCGCCAAGGAAGUUGAUCCAACUGGUAUCCGUACGAUUGGUGUUAUUACAAAGUUGGAUCUGAUGGAUGCGGGAACGGAUGCUCGCGAUAUCUUGGAAAAUAAGGUUCUACCAUUGCGCCGAGGCUAUGUGGGCAUCGUGAAUCGAAGUCAAAAGGAUAUCGAUGGUCGAAAAGAUAUCCAGGCCGCUGUAGCAAGCGAACGGAAAUUCUUCCUUGGGCAUCCUGCUUAUCGACACAUGGCGGAUAGAAUGGGAACGGCUUAUCUUCAGGCUACUCUAAACCAGCAGUUGACAAAUCAUAUUCGCGACACUCUUCCAACUCUGCGCAAUCGUCUCCAGUCACAAAUGCUUAGCUUGGAAAAGGACGUGGAAGCUUUCAAAAGCCUCCGAUCGGAUGAUCCGUCCUACAAAACCAAGGCUCUAAUUCAUUUGGUAAACAGUUUUUCGGAGCAAUUUGUCAACACCAUUGAUGGUCAUUCUGGGGCUAUCAGUGUUGAUUCUCUCUCGGGCGGAGCUGAAAUCAAUCGCAUCUUCCAUGAACGCUUCCCUUUGGAUUUGAUAGAGAUACAAAUUGACGAAAAGGCUCUUCGGCGCGAGAUUGCCUACGCCAUUCGCAACGUCCAGGGCAUUCGCGGUGGUCUCUUCACACCAGACCAGGCCUUUGAUGUGAUCGUGCGAGACCGCAUCGGUCGUCUCUUGGCGCCCUCGCUAUCCUGCGUUGAUAGGGUGGUGACUAAACUUUCCGCCAUUGUUCACACCUGUCUUGGCCAGAUGAACAGCUAUCCGCUUCUCGCUGACGAAGUGGAGAGGACCAUUAACCAACGAAUUCGGGAGUCAGAGGUGAAAACCAAGGAUCAACUGCGAGCUCUCACGGACUACCAACUCGCCUACAUGAACACUAACCACGAAGACUUUAUAGGCUUUAACAACGCGGAUCCACAGAGUGCGAAUCAAGCAGCAAAGCAGAAAGUUGGCAACCAAAUCAUCUGCAAAGGUUGGCUGACACUUUUGAAUGGCAAGCUACUUCGAGGAGGUAGCAAGUACUUUUGGUUUGUUCUAUCCACCGAGUCUCUCACUUGGUACAGGGAUGAUGAAGAACGCGAAAAGAAGUUUGUCUUGCCGCUGGAGGGUCUGAAGCAGCGAGCUGGUGAUACCUCCUUCUUCUCUCGGCGACCGAACUUCAGCCUAUUCCACUCUGACCCUAAAGUGAACGUCUAUAAGGAGUUCAAAACGCUUGAUCUGGCCGCGGACACUGUGGAUGCCCGCGACAACUGGAAAGGGGCUCUGCUUCGAGCGGGUGUUUUUCCUGAGAAGUCGGAACAAAAUCUCGAGGAUGAGAAGGAUGACGAUUUGAACCAGGAUAGCAAUCCGGUUCUCAAGCGCCAGGUUGAAACCAUCCGAAAUUUGGUUCAGUCAUACAUGAAGAUUGUCACCAAGACCCAACUUGAUUUGGUACCAAAGAUUACGAUGUUCCUCCUCAUCGAUGAUGUCAAGAAAUUCCUGAAGUCCGAUCUACUUCCAACUCUCUAUGCUCUGGAUACGAAUCGUUUGAUGGAAGAAUCUCAGGAGGAGAAGCGACGAAAACAGGAUAUGGUGACGAUGUACAACACAAUGAAGGAGGCUCUAAAUAUCAUUGCCGAUGUGACCACUCACACUGUCACCACGCCUGUACCACCUCCAAUCACGGAUGACUGGCGUGAAUCAGUAAACGACUCUUAUUCCAAACAAAUAAAUCUGAAACAAAGGCGAGAAAGUGGAGGUAACGGGGGCUCUCCACGAUCAGGUUCGGGGCCCUCCCGGCCUUCAGUUGGGCCGCAGCGUGGUAGUCCCCUGCUGCCCUCCAUGGGAAGCGGGGGAGGAGGGGGCUAUAUGCAACCACAGCCUCGCAAUGCACCCGUUCCGCCCUCCUCACGACCAUCCAACUCCUCUGGAUCUAAUCCUCAGGCGCCGGUUGUGCCUGCUCGCUCAGCUCCCCUAAUUCCACAGCCCAUCUCGUCGAUACACUCAAGUAAUUCGGCUGGUGACCUCUAUGCCGGCCCCAUCGCUAACAGUAAGGUUCCCCCAUUUGCCACCACUACCUCCACCUCCUCCUCCUCCUCUUGGCACAGCAACAAUCCAGGCCUCAAGGCAUUCGAUCCCAUCUCCUCAUCUUCGGGCUGUUCUACAACACCGACUGGUCACAACAACAAUGGGACGUCUGCCAAUACCGGUGGCUUCUCUGCACGAACUCUUGCCUCCAUAUUCGAAGCGACGCAUCCCCACCGUUUUACCAAUAUGCCCCCGUCCAGUGUUUGCAUGGAUGAUGGCGCUCUCUGA